Messenger RNA from Marchantia polymorpha subsp. ruderalis, 801 nucleotides. The record is from the annotation of a GenBank genome assembly. NCBI's taxonomy places the organism in Eukaryota, Viridiplantae, Streptophyta, Marchantiopsida, Marchantiales, Marchantiaceae.
AGGCGUCGUGGUUUGAUGAGUUUUUCCUUCUGAAGCAUCAUAUCUGCUGUGACUGUGGACUUGCAUGUGAGAGCUUGCAUAGAUUGAUCAUUGACGUAGUUUGUACUGAGUCUGGAGCGUUUGCUAGACCUGGAUUCCAGUACUUAAGCUGCGCAACUCCGAAGGAUUAUCAAAUCAUACUGCCCAUACACCUCUCAUCUCCUAUCAAUCUAAGACUUGAAACCUAGCUCCAUCUAUCUCUUCUUCUUCAUCUUCUAUCAGCAGUUCAACAUGUCUUCAGAUCAAAUGCAGGGCACCAAGGACACCGUUGCUCAGAAGGCCGAGCAGACGAAGAACUUCGGCGAAGAGAAAGCAGGCCAGGCAAAGGAUGGCACUCAGGCCAUGGCCCAGGGCACCAAGGACAAGACCAACGAGGCCGGAAAGACCACCAAGGAGAAAACCAUCGAUGGCAAAAACAGCUCAGGAGGAGUGAUGCAGCAGGCUGGAGACAAGGCCAAAGAAACCUUCGCCAAUGCCAAGGAGGCCAUGACUGGAGGAAAGAAGUGAUUAGUGAAGACUCAGUUUCUCAGAGCUCCCUCAUGCAUGCAUGACACUAACUGUACAGACAUAGUUCACACUGUCUAGAGUCCACGUAUCAGAAGACCCCAAACUUCAAACCUGCAGUAGGCAGGGUCGCUUGUGCCUCAAGCUACACUUGUGCACACAAUGACAGAUUCGGGUCUUCUGGUGACCCUUGUAUAAACAAAAAUUUCUUGAAAUUAACGCAAGUCGUGGUGAACGACCACUUGCAAGCAGAUGAAG